AUGUCUCUGCGUCCUUCCACUGCUCCUCUGCGUGCCCCUUUGCCUUCUCCUCCUGCUUCCUCUCUUCCUGCUCUUGCCGACCCUGCGUCGGACUCUCUUCGUGCUGCCGGUCCUACUAUCACGCGUCUCCUUGCUACUGCUGUCACUGACCCUUCUCUCGAGUCUUCUGCUGCGUCUGCCCUUGUCACUGAGCUCGUCGACUUUGCUGCGUGCUGUCGUCUAGACUACGCUGCUAGUCUUGUCGCUGAGUCUGAGUCUGUCCGUCCUCCGUCCGUCAGGGGUGCGUUUGCCCUUGGCACGGACGUCCUUGAGGACAGGCAGGAGGAGUUCCAGUGCUUGGCUGCCGCUUCACCUCAUCUCGCGUCUGUACUGCUAGCCCCUACGGGAGACCCGGAUGCACUAGACAUCCCGACUCCGCGCUCUUACGCGGAGGCGAUAGAGGGUCCCUACUCCUCUCAGUGGCAGGCAGCUAUGGAUGCAGAGAUGGCUUCCUGGAAGUCCACAGGCACCUACGUUGACGCUGUCCCCCCUCCUGGGGCGAACAUGGUCAGUGGCAUGUGGAUCUUCAGGGUGAAGCGGCCGCCGGGUUCUCCGCCUGUCUUCAAGGCGCGUUACGUGGCUCGUGGCUUCAAACAGCGGCAGGGAGUUGACUACUUUCAGACCUUCUCCCCCACCCCGAAGAUGACCACUCUUCGGGUACUGCUGCACGUUGCUGCUCACCGGGACUACGAGCUUCACUCUCUCGACUUCAGCACAGCUUUCUUGCAGGGCAGCCUGGACGAGGAGAUCUGGCUGCGUCGCCCACCUGGCUUCACUGGGUCUUUCCCUCCUGGUACCCAGUGGAGUCUCCGGCGUCCAGUCUACGGUCUUCGCCAGGCGCCGCGUGAGUGGCACGACACACUGAGGACUACGCUGGCGGCACUUGGGUUUGCUCCUUCUACUGCCGACCCGUCGCUGUUUCUGCGCACUGACACUUCUCUGCCGCCGUUCUACAUCCUCGUGUACGUCGACGACUUGGUCUUUUCCACUGCUGACACUACUGGACUCGCCUACGUGAAAUCACCCGAGACAGAGCACGCCGCACCAUUACCCUGA
This is a messenger RNA of Closterium sp. NIES-65, 1095 nucleotides long. NCBI's taxonomy places the organism in Eukaryota, Viridiplantae, Streptophyta, Zygnematophyceae, Desmidiales, Closteriaceae. The record is from the annotation of a GenBank genome assembly.